AUGGGCCCUGAGGGAGGGGCAACGGGCGGUGCGGCAACCGCCGGAUAUUCUGCAUGGGAUCCGCGAGGAUGGUCGGUGAUGAAAAAGCUCGCUGUCGCAGCCGGUGCUGUGGUGAUUAUCGUCGCUGUUGUUGUGGGAUCUGUGCUUGGAGUGCGAGCCACUCGAUACCCAAGUUAUACCCAACUCAGUUACAGCUUGGUGGACACCUACUCCGGGUCGGAUUUCUUCGAUAAUUUUUAUUAUGCUACCUCUGAUCCGUCAGGUGGAUUUGUACAGUACAUUGAUAGAUCUGCAUCUGAGUGGCUCAACUUAACUUAUGCCACCAACACAUCUGCCGUGCUCAAAGUGGAUACAACAUAUAGUGGUUCAGACCAGGUAGCUGAUGGUCGCCAAUCCGUUCGCAUCACCUCCAACAACACUUAUGCCGAUGGCCUCUUUGUGUUUGAUAUUUUGCACACCCCAUACGCAUGCGGUCUCUGGCCCGCGCUGUGGCUUUCAGACCCAAGUAACUGGCCAGACAACGGCGAGAUUGAUGUGAUGGAAGCUGUCAAUAUGGGUGAAUGGGGCAACCAGGCAACGCUCCACACAACAAAGGGAUGCAGCAUGGGCGUGAAGCGGAAGGAGACCGGUACUGCUCUUUACAAGCAAUGUUACUGGGAUGCCAACGACGAGUCAGGAUGUGGAGUGAGAAGUGCCAAGGCCAACUACGGUCCCGAGUUCAAUGCAGCGGGCGGUGGUGUAUAUGCGAUGGAGCUCCGCGACGCAGGAAUUCGAGUCUGGAAUUGGAUCCGUGAUGAUAUUCCCGAUGAUAUUACCUCGGGAAGCCCCGACCCUUCAACUUGGGGCAAGGCGUACGCCGAUUUCCCGAACACAGACUGCAAUAUCGGGAAUCAUUUCACCAAUCAGAGCAUCAUUGCAAAUAUCGAUUUCUGCGGAGGUUGGGCAGGUGCGACGGCGUACUACACCACACAGAGUGGUUGUCCAGACACUUGCGAGACGUUCGUGAUGGACAAUCCAUCAAAUUUUACGACGGCAUACUGGGAGUUUAAGAGUUUCAAAGUUUAUCAAGCGAGUACAUAG
Molecule: messenger RNA, 1080 nt
Organism: Penicillium verhagenii
Lineage: Eukaryota; Fungi; Ascomycota; Eurotiomycetes; Eurotiales; Aspergillaceae
Product: glycoside hydrolase family 16 protein
Exons: 3
Coding region: 1-1080 (359 amino acids)
Biological process (GO): glucan catabolic process
Molecular function (GO): hydrolase activity, hydrolyzing O-glycosyl compounds
Source: RefSeq, a predicted model, not a curated record